ACAAAUAAAAAAUUUUUGCCCCUGUAAUAGAGAAUUGGGGGGGGGUACAAAAUCAAUCGAUUGUGAUUGGAAGAUCUGUACUCGAAUCCAAAAGUGAAAACUUUAAACGAGAAUUUCUUAUUAGAAAAUAGAAACAAUCCUUUGUGCAACUGCUAUAAAAAUACACUAUCCAUAAUGAUGAAAUGAAGCAUUUCAACCACAAGGGAAAAUGUCCAAAAAGUCAGACAUCAUCAAACAAAACAGACUUGUCCCCAGGACUACACAAAUAUCCAAAAUCAACGGACAUCGGUUGCUAUGGUAUCAGAUGUAAUCAAUACAAGCGUACAAAAGAUGCUGUAUAUUUUCUGAAUAAAAAUAGCCCUAAAACGCACACACUCAUCAGUAUAUUUAUGAUAAAUAAUAUAUAGUGUCGCACUCUAGACAAUCGAUCGAAUAAAAAUGAAAAACAGGAGGGAAAAUCGCGAAGAACGAGAAAAGAUCUUCAAUCACACAACAAAUUCAAAAUGCCAAAUUAACUUCAAAAGGAGGAACAAAGAUAAAGAAGAGGGAAGAGGAAGAUUCAACACAGGCUGGUGAUGAACUAGAUGAGUGGACUCAGCCGAAACAGUUGAUCAAGCCCAGUGACCAAUUGGAACUAACCGAAGCUCAACUUCAAGAAGAAUUCACCAGAAUACUAACAGCAAACAACCCUCAUGCACCGAACAAUAUUGUCAGAUUUAGCUAUAAGGAUAAAACAUUCAAGCCACUUUCAAGUGUUGAUCAACUUGCUGUUCAUUUUUCUAUGGAUGGAAACAUGCUUCAUAGAGAAUCAGAUGAAGCAAAAAGACAGUUGACAAAACAAGGAAUAGCAGUAGGAUCAGACAGUGAAGAAGAGGAAGAAAAUGAGGAAGAAGAAACACAAGCUGAUGAUGGAGGCAAAGAAUCUGCUGAAAAGACAGAGUCAUCUCUCACUCAUGAUGGGGAAAAGAAAUUGACAAACCAAUUCAAUUUCUGCGAAAGAGCAUCACAAACAUACAACAAUCCUUAUAGGGAGAGGGAAACACAAACGGAACCUCCACCAAGAGCCAACUUCUCUGCAACGGCUAAUCAGUGGGAAAUCUAUGAUGCAUAUGUUGAAGACCUGCGAAGACAAGAGAAGAACAAAGAAAAAGAGACAAGGAAAUCGAACAAGAAGGACGACGACAAGAAAAAGAAAUUAAGUCAGAUGGACAGUCAGGGUGACGAUGUGACGCGAAUUGCAAGACCAGCAAAAAUCGUUGAACGUAUGGUAAAUCAGAACACUUUCGACGAGUACGCUCAAGAUUUCAAGUAUUGGCAAGACGCCUCAGAUGAAUACAAGGAACAAGAAGGUAGUCUGUUACCGUUAUGGAAAUUUUCUUAUGAAAAAUCGAAACGUCUUGCCGUCACUGCCCUUUGCUGGAACCACAAAUAUCACGACCUCUUUGCUGUCAGUCAUGGAUCAUAUGAUUUCCUGAAACAAUGCCACGGAAUGAUCUGUUUCUACAGUUUGAAAAAUCCUUCGCAUCCAGAAUACAUCUUUCAGACAGAAAGUGGAGUGAUGUGCUUGGAUGUACAUCCUGAACAUUCUAAUCUUGUCACCGUUGGUUUUUACGAUGGAAGCGUGGCCGUGUACUCAGCGUGCGAUAAGCAGUCGAAACCGUUGUAUUGCUCAACAGCAAAAACGGGAAAACACACAGAUCCAGUAUGGGAGGUGAGAUGGCAGAAAGAUAAUUUGGACAAUAAUCUCAAUUUCUUCUCUGUUUCAUCUGAUGGUCGAAUUGUUCAAUGGACUAUAGUCAAGAGCGAACUUCACUACACCGACAUCAUAACGUUGAAGUUAAAUACCGGUGAUGCAAAUGAUGGCGAUGGUUCGAAACUUGAAAGUUUAGGUUGUGGGACAGCCUUCGACUUCCAUAAGACAACGGACUAUCUGUUCUUAGUGGGCACUGAAGAGGGGAAAAUCCACAAGUGUUCAAAAGCUUACUCAAGUCAAUUUUUGACAACAUUUCAGGCUCAUCAUAUGGCCGUGUAUGCCGUCAAGUGGAAUCACUUUCACCCGAAGACUUUCAUAUCGUGUAGUGCCGACUGGACUGUCAAAGUUUGGGAUCAUACAUAUAACGAAGCAAUGUUUACCUUUGAUAUGAACAAUUCGGUUGGUGAUGUUGCAUGGGCACCUUAUGCUUCCACCGUUUUUGCUGCUGUGACGGCUGAUGGGAAGGUCCAUGUUUACGACCUUGCUGUGAAUAAGUACGAACCAAUAUGCGAGCAGUCAAUCGUUGCAAAGAAAAAGACAAAAUUGACACAUCUGUCCUUUAACCCGGUCCAUCCAUUGGUCAUUGCCGGUGACGACAGAGGUUAUGUUUCCUCGCUAAAACUUUCACCAAAUUUAAGAAAAGCGACGGCUCCAAAGGAAAAAGCCAAAGGACCAGAAAAUGAGAUUGCGAAGAUGGACAAGUUGUUAAGUUUGGUGCGAGAGCCGUCGGAUAAAAACAACUGAUUUUCCGCCUUUUUGAAAGAAUGAAGUCUAUUUAACUCUUUGUAGUCUUAUGUCCACCUUUUUUUAAAACGUAUUUGGAUAUUUUGUAAAUAGAUAAGAACGAGAAUGGACUUGUGUUGUUUCAGGUUAUUUGUUUACCUCUAUAAACCUUCGACUCGUUCAAAACAAUAAAUCAUCAUUUUCGCCAA
Molecule: messenger RNA, 2685 nt
Organism: Xenia sp. Carnegie-2017
Lineage: Eukaryota; Metazoa; Cnidaria; Anthozoa; Malacalcyonacea; Xeniidae
Product: dynein intermediate chain 2, ciliary-like
Exons: 25
Coding region: 782-2497 (571 amino acids)
Biological process (GO): outer dynein arm assembly; cilium movement
Cellular component (GO): outer dynein arm
Molecular function (GO): dynein light chain binding; dynein heavy chain binding
Source: RefSeq, a predicted model, not a curated record